Phalaenopsis equestris is the source of this 1238-nucleotide messenger RNA. RefSeq lists its product as uncharacterized. The coding region runs from base 232 to 912 and encodes 226 amino acids. Gene Ontology annotation, cellular component: histone deacetylase complex. The record is from RefSeq and is a predicted model, not a curated record. Gene Ontology annotation, biological process: regulation of DNA-templated transcription. Gene Ontology annotation, molecular function: protein binding; transcription coregulator activity. The transcript is spliced from 6 exons. Lineage: Eukaryota; Viridiplantae; Streptophyta; Magnoliopsida; Asparagales; Orchidaceae.
AGAGAGAGAGAGAGUGAGAGAGGACAGUCGCUCUCGUUUGUUCUACAGAGUUCAUACUCGUUUCUCUGCUUUACCCAUUGUUUUCUUCUCCAAAUUCUCUAAUUUCUCUUCCGAAUUUCAUUACCAGGCCUGUAAAAUUCCACCUGCAAUGCCCGAUCUAGUGUUUCAUCUUGAUUAAUUGGGCUUUUGCCGGGGUUUUCUGGGGUUAGUUUGGGAUUGGUGAAGUGAGAAAUGCUGGUGGCUGCCGCCGGUGGGAUGAGCCGAAUAGGAUACGGCGGAAGCUGCGGCGAGAGCAGCGAAGAGGAGCUUUCGGUGCUCCCCAGGCAUACGAAGGUGGUGGUUACUGGGAAUAACAGGACUAAGUCGGUGCUUGUCGGGCUACAGGGGGUAGUCAAGAAGGCGGUGGGGCUUGGCGGCUGGCAUUGGCUGGUUCUAACAAAUGGCAUUGAAGUGAAGCUUCAGAGGAAUGCUCUCAGUGUAAUUGAAGCUCCAACUGGUCGUGAGGAUGAUGAUGAACUUGAAUGUGAAAAUGUGCAGUGGAAUAGCUCUGAUCUGGCAUCUGAUGAAAUGCAGUCACAAAAGCCACACAAAUCAAGAAAUCGGUCUCACAAAGCUUCCGCUCAUAAAUCGUUCAGCCGUUCCCAUUCUUGUGACUCGCAGUCUAAAGGUUCCAUUUCAUCGUCUCGGGCAAUGACGUCGAAAGUCGACUUAAGCAAGCUAGAAACUACGGCAUUAUGGAGAUAUUGGCAUCAUUUCAAUCUUAUGGAACAAGUGGGUGUCAUCCCUAACCCCUCCAAAGAACAGUUAAUAGAUGUGGUUCAAAGGCAUUUCAUGUCACAGCAAUUGGAUGAGCUGCAGGUAAUCUCCGGGUUUGUCCAGGCGGCGAAAAGACUCAAAUCCGUCUGCAACUGAUGCUUAGAUCAGAAGAUAUGUUGUCUUCAAAAAUUUGUGAUUCGAGCUCCCACUAACUGAUUGAUAUUUGUGAUAUUUUUCGCUGCCUGUAGCUAUAUUUCAUGUAACAUAUGUAUCCCUCUGGUUUGGGUUGCUGGAACUCUGCAUGGGUGACUGGGUUCUUCUUCUUCUUCUUCUAUUGCUAGAGGUUGCAGAUCUUGUAAUGUAGAUACUGCGCCAUCUCUGAAGACGUGGUAGUUGCCAUUUAGGGCCCUUAAUGUUCCCAAUCUGCUGAAACUUUUAACUGACCAUUGUCUUUGUUCUUUCUGUGAAGCUGUUUUCUGCUA